UUUUUGCAGGGGAGAAGAAAGAAUUUGAUUGGAAUGCUCUAAUGUAAAUAUUGUUCAGAGCAAAUUAUGUUUAUGGAAAUCUUUUCUUAAGCUCUUAUCCUUGCAUAUUAUCACAGGAAGAUUUAUUGUUUCAUUUGAGCUUUUGACAAGAAUUCCAUUUUUAUCCCCCCAUGGAAGGUAGAAGAGAUGCAGCUGAUGUCCAAGAAAAUGGAGAAAACAAGAAACAACAUGAAGUCAAGAAGGAACAAGACGAGAAGAAAGAGGAAGACAUCAACAACAACAACAAUAAAGAUGAUCAGUACUCAUCAUCGUCAUCACCAAGAGGAGUUUUAGAGACUCCCCCAUUGGGUUCGUCGGAUUCAGACAAUAGCAGCAUCAGCAGCAGUGAUGAUAGGAGCAGCAAUUUUGCAUCAUCACCUUCAGGGGAAUUAAGUCAAGGUGUUUAUUGGAAAAAUAUUUUUGAUCAAAUAAAAAGAAGGUCGAUGAGAAGAUUGUCAAGUAUACCAUUAUUAGGAUAUGAGAUGAUUUUACCAAAAAAUAUAAGAAGGAUUUUGUCCAAGAAUAGAAGUGCUGAAGAAGAGGCUAAUGAUUCUGAUGAUAUUCCUAAGCCUUCUUGGAGGAAUUUUAGCUAUGGGGAACUUGUUGAAGCAACCGAUAAUUUCAGUCCAGACAAGUUGAUUGGGCAAGGGGGACAUGCAGAUGUGUACAAAGGACGUUUAUCUGAUGGUCAAGUAGUCGCAGUAAAGAAAAUAACUAAGCAAGAGAAGAACGACGAGGACAAAGUUGAUGAUUUCUUAUCUGAGCUAGGAAUUAUUGCUCACAUUAACCAUCCUAAUGCUGCUAAGUUAAUAGGUUAUAGUUCUGAUGGCGGUUUAUACCUUGUUCUUCAGUACUUACACCAUGGAAGUCUCGGUUCCUUAAUACAUGGUUCCGAAGAGAGACUUGAUUGGGAUAUAAGAUAUAAAGUUGCUGCUGGUAUUGCCGAAGGAUUGCUUUAUCUUCAUUGUGAAUGUCCAAAGCGCAUAAUCCAUAGAGAUAUUACUGCCUCAAACAUAUUACUAACUGAAGAUUAUGAACCUCAGAUUUCUGAUUUUGGACUAGCAAAGUGGCUGCCAGAAAAAUGGGUUCAUCAUGUUGUUUCUCCCAUUGAAGGAACUUUUGGAUAUAUGGCUCCAGAGUACUUUAUGCAUGGAAUUGUUAAUGAAAAGACAGACGUAUUUGCCUUUGGAGUUCUAUUACUGGAGCUUAUUACUGGUCGUCGUGCAGUUGAUUCAUAUAGAAAGAGCCUUGUGUUGUGGGCAAAACCGUUGUUGCAAAAGAACAAUAUCAAGGAAAUAGCAGAUCCUCGUUUAGGUGAUGAUUAUGAUGUUGUUGAGAUGAAACGCGCCAUGUUUACAGCUUUAUGCUGCCUUCACCACUUGCCUGACAUUCGUCCGAACAUGAAAAAGGUUGUUCAGCUAUUGAGAGGCGAGAAUGCACCAGUAGAAAUGAAGCAGAGGUCAAUGGGAGGGAGAGCAUUGAUGUUUUCAGACGAAUAUACAAGCACACAUUAUCUCCAGGAUCUCAAUCGCCAUAUGGAGCUCGUUAUGGAGUAAUCUUCUUACACUUUUUUGUCGAACGCUAUCAAUCCUAGCUCUGCUUCUGCUGUGCUAUGUAUUCUAGAUAUUAUCCAUUUUGAUAUAUAAGCAUGUAAAAGCGAGAGGAGUUUGAGUCGAUGGCUGCUAAUUUUUGGUUGAAAUUUUCCGAGAUGCUGCCCCAUUUUAACGCAGAGAAUCAACAUCUAAAACUUUGAGUUUCUCUUUACGGAGCAGCACAAGUAAGGAACUGCAUUAAGUACAUUAUAACAUAUGAA
Solanum stenotomum is the source of this 1852-nucleotide messenger RNA. RefSeq names its product receptor-like cytosolic serine/threonine-protein kinase RBK1. Lineage: Eukaryota; Viridiplantae; Streptophyta; Magnoliopsida; Solanales; Solanaceae. The transcript is spliced from 8 exons. Gene Ontology annotation, biological process: protein phosphorylation. Gene Ontology annotation, molecular function: protein kinase activity; ATP binding. Bases 171 to 1595 code for a protein of 474 amino acids. The record is from RefSeq and is a predicted model, not a curated record.